GUGCGAUUAGACAACCGCAGCACAUCGUAUCUGGGUGCUCCGAGGCCCACGAUCGCGUGGCAACUCCUCCGUCGAGCUACCAGUUGGCUGAUUGGCAAUUGCCACUUGUACAUAAGAAGGCCAGCAGCAGCAAGGCCCCUGCGCCCUUCACUUCAGCAGCGACACCAAGUGGCGAGCUAGCUUGCUAGCUGCUGCUUCCCAUGGGGAGGAGAGGGAGAGACUCGGCGGCGGCUCUGGUGGUGGUGCUGGCGGCGGCGGCGGCGGCGGCGAGCGCAUCGUCGCCGGCGGAAGGGUUCCAGCCGCUGUCCAAGAUCGCCGUCCACAGGACCACCGUCGAGAUGCAGCCGUCGGCGUACGUGCGGGCCACGCCGUCGCUGCUCGGCGGGCAGGAACAAACGACUUCCCAAAAGAGAGAGAAAAACCAUACUAUUUUUCCCUUUAAAAAUCUGUCUCUUUCCACUGGUCCUGUGCUACGACAACUAAGGACAGCGAGCGCGGGAUCUGGUCCUGCCCUGGGAGAAGACACUGAGUGGGUGACGGUGAAGUACGGCUGGUCAAGCCCGUCCGUCCACGACUGGAUCGCCGUUUUCUCUCCGGCUGAUUUCAUCUCGGGCACGUGCCCUAACCCUGCGAGACAUCCCGGAGAACCACCGCUCUGCACGGCUCCUAUCAAGUAUCGGUAUGCCAAUUACUCGGCGAACUACAUCUACUGGGGCAAGGGCAGCGUCCGGUUCCAGCUCAUCAACCAGCGCUACAACUUCUCCUUCGCCCUCUUCACCGGCGGUCUCGAGAACCCGAAGCUGAUCGCGGUGUCGGAGCCGAUCUCGUUCAAGAACCCCAAGGCGCCCGUGUUCCCGCGCCUCGCGCAGGGCAAGACCCACGACGAGAUGACGGUGACCUGGACCAGCGGCUACGACAUCAGCGAGGCGUACCCGUUCGUGGAGUGGGGCGCGGUCGGCGCCGCCGCCGGCGCCGAGCCCGCGCGCACGCCCGCUGGGACGCUCACCUUCAGCCGCGGCAGCAUGUGCGGCGAGCCUGCGCGCACCGUCGGGUGGAGGGAGCCCGGCUUCAUCCACACCGCGUUCAUGAGGAAUCUGUGGCCCAACAAGGAGUACUACUACAAGAUUGGGCACGAGCUGCAGGACGGAUCCGUGGUGUGGGGCAAGCCCUACACGUUCCGUGCCCCGCCGUCGCCGGGGCAGAACUCGCUGCAGCGCGUCAUCGUCUUCGGCGACAUGGGAAAGGCUGAGAGAGAUGGAUCGAACGAGUUCGCGAACUACCAGCCGGGGUCUCUGAACACGACGGACACGCUGGUCAAGGAUCUGGACAACUACGACAUCGUCUUCCACAUCGGCGACCUGCCCUACGCCAACGGCUACAUCUCCCAGUGGGACCAGUUCACUGCGCAGGUGGCGCCCAUCACCGCCAACAAGCCCUACAUGAUCGCAAGCGGCAACCACGAGAGGGACUGGCCCAACACCGGAGGCUUCUUCAACGUCAAGGACUCCGGCGGCGAGUGCGGCGUGCCGGCCGAGACCUACUACUACUACCCGGCGGAGAACCGAGCCAACUUCUGGUACAAGGUGGACUACGGGAUGUUCCGGUUCUGCAUCGCCGACUCGGAGCACGACUGGCGGGAGGGCACGCCGCAGUACGCGUUCAUCGAGCAGUGCCUCUCGACGGUGGACCGGAAGCACCAGCCGUGGCUCGUCUUCGCGGCGCACCGCGUGCUGGGCUACUCCUCCAACGACUGGUACGCCAUGGAGGGCUCCUUCGAGGAGCCCGAGGGCCGCGAGAGCCUGCAGAAGCUCUGGCAGAAGUACCGCGUCGACAUCGCCUUCUUCGGCCACGUCCACAACUACGAGAGGACCUGCCCCGUCUACCAGAGCCGGUGCAUGACCAACGAGAAGAGCCACUACUCGGGGACGAUGAACGGCACCAUCUUCGUGGUGGCCGGCGGCGGCGGCAGCCACCUGUCGGACUACACGACGGCGGUCCCCAAGUGGAGCAUCUUCCGCGAUCGCGACUUCGGGUUCGUGAAGCUCACGGCGUUCAACCACUCGUCGCUGCUGUUCGAGUACAAGAGGAGCAGCGACGGCAAGGUCUACGACUCCUUCACCGUCGACCGGGACUACCGGGACGUGCUCAGCUGCGUGCACGACAGCUGCUUCCCGACCACGCUGGCCACCUGACAAGCGUCGCCGUGCCGGGUGCUGCGAGUAGUAGGGUGGUGAUGUCCCGGCCGGUCUUGCCGUCUUGGAGCUGAGCACGAUCAGGAGCUUGUGUUGCGUAACGAAGUGGUCAAUUGACCGUGUCUCCCGGCAACGUGGCACUCGGUUUCCGUGGCUUGUGCUAUCGUCAUUGGGAAUUGGCAAUAAACUUGCCCAGCCAUUAGUCAGUGAUAUUUAUUUAUUUUUACUGUCA
This is a messenger RNA of Panicum hallii, 2424 nucleotides long. Its product is annotated as nucleotide pyrophosphatase/phosphodiesterase-like. Gene Ontology annotation, molecular function: acid phosphatase activity; metal ion binding. The record is from RefSeq and is a predicted model, not a curated record. NCBI's taxonomy places the organism in Eukaryota, Viridiplantae, Streptophyta, Magnoliopsida, Poales, Poaceae. The transcript is spliced from 10 exons. Bases 201 to 2192 code for a protein of 663 amino acids.